CACUUCACGGCACAUCUUCCACAUGGCCUCCACCAGGCUGUAACUGUAGUUUGUGUUUGAUAUUGUGUCUCUAAAUUACCAACAAGUGGGACUGAAACAACAUUAUAUACGCAGGUCGUGCUCUCACAAGGACUGAAAUGGGUAAAAGUAAAACCACGAAGUUUAAACGUCCGCAGUUCAACGCGGUCGGGCUGCCGGUGAACGCGGUGCAGGAGGCGGGGGAAGAGGCAGAGGAUCCCGGGGAGGACGACUGUCCAGCUGCGGAGCUCCUGGAGAAACUGCAGAGUUCCAAUGCAGAUGUGAGGGAGUUUGCGUGUGCCAGCAUCUCCCGGGUGGUGCAGCAGAGCCAGAGCAUCCCGGGCUUCCUGCAGCGGGACGCCGUGCGGCGCCUCGGCCCCAUGCUGCUGGACCGCAGCAUGGCUGUGAGGGAGACGGCCGCCGGGGCACUCAGGAAUCUGAGUGCAUGCGGCGGUCAGGAGGUGUGUGAGGACAUGGUGAAGCACGACGUCAUGACUCCUCUGACAGCGCUGCUCCGAGAGAGCUGUGCAGGAUUUGAGAGCGCUGCUGUGCUGAAAGAGAAGAAGAAUGCAGCGGAGGACGUGGCCAACGAGGCCGUCAACCUUUUGUGGAAUCUGUGUGAGAGCAGCAGCCAGUCUCUGUCUGUCUUCAACAAAGCGGGUCUCCUGGACAUGGUGGUGCAGUGUCUGGAGACACACCAACACAACAUGGAGCUGGCCAUAUCUGCGGCCCACUGUCUGCACACGGUGACGGAGGAUAACCCCGAGCUGCUGCGGAGCAUCAACAGCGCCGUGCUGAGAGUCGUGGAGAGCGUGCUGCUGACGCCUGAGAGAGACAUGGCUCACACACUGCUCAGGACCCUGGCUGCAGGCACUCUAUGGAACCUGAAGAGCAGUCUACCGUCGGCCCGUCAGGCUCAGGCUCUGAACGCCGUGGUCUCCACUCUCUCUCAGAGCCUCGAUCUGGACGCAGGAACGCUGAUCCCUGAGCUGAGAGAAGCAGAGGAGCUCCAUCAGAGGAACACCGAUGCUGCACCCGAGAGCGAGCAGCAGGCUGCCGGAGGAGAGGAGGAGGAGAUGAUCGAGGAGGAGGAGGAGCCUAAACACACGAAGAACGGGAUAGCUGCAGACAACGACUUCUCCGACCUUUUACCUAGGCAGCAGGCGGAGCUGAGGGAGGCGACGGCGCUGCUGACGGCCCAGCAGACGUCUUUAGAGAUCAUCGUCAACAUGUGCUGCUCUGACGACCCCUCAGACGAUGAGUGGGAGGAGGAGUCGAGCAGCGAUGAGAGCGACCUGGGUCCGGACGGUCUGUGUGACGGAGUCUCCAAUCUCAUGUCUCCUCUGUGUUUAUCAGCGGAGAUUCACGGCGCUUUGAUCAACCACAACAUCCCAGAAAAGGUCCUCAAAAAGACGGAGAUCCCUAGAAAGGAAGCCGUUGAUGUUUGCCGUCAGAACUCCUCCUGGGAAGGCAUGAUCAAAAAGAUGCAGCGCGUUCAGUCCCGCGCUCUGACCUGCCUCCACAGCCUCGUCUCCACCAUGGACGCAGACUCUCUGGGCGGAGCAGCUGCUCUGCAGGCGGCCGCGCAGCACCUCUCCACGCUGGUGUUCGGAGCAGCAGAGAUCCCCAAAGAUGAGGAGUUCCUGGAGGCCGUCAUCAGCGCCAUGAGGUCUCUUCUACAGAUGAUCGCCUCUAAAAAUAUCACCCAGUGUAUGACCCCCCAGCAGCUGAUGAGCCUGAGUGAAGCCGCCACCCGCUGCGAUGUCGUCAGUGUGAGGGUGAACGCUGUCGCUAUUCUGGGCAUCACCGGCAGCACGUUAGCCAAAGAGAAGGGCACUGCGGAGACGCUUCAGAUGAUUGGAAACGCGUUACUUCAAGUCUCCACGAAGGACACCGACCUGGUUGUGAACGGAGAAGCUCUGGACGCUUUGUUCGAUGUCUUCGCGGACGGAGACGAGGCGGAGACGGCUGCCAAAAACAUUGCGUUACUCCCCGCACUGAAGGCUCUGCAACCCAUCUUUAAAGCCAAGAUUCGUAAAGAGGGAAGAGGCAAGUACAGCCCGCAGCAGCUGUGUGUACUGGACAACAUCAAAGUGAACCUGAAGAGAUUCAUCGGUUACCUGGAGAAAGUGGUGAAGAAGUAACGAGCGCUGGACCUCACGAUGGUGUGGACAGAGAUGCUAACGGUAGCAUCAAAAGAAUCAGACUGUGGUUGUGAAAUCAUCAAAUAUUUAUUAUGUUGGUAGUAAGCCGCCUGUUUCAGUGUUAAUAUUCUCAAAAUAAUAAUGAUUUACUAUUUUACCUGUAUUUGUUGUGAAGAAAGACAGGAUUAUGUUAUUAUUAGUUACUGCAAGUGGCAGUAAAGAAAGGUUUUUACGUUUCCUCCCUUGGUUUAAAUGUGACAAUCAGGACCAAAUGUUUGUCAGACUUGGAUUUGUUUACUUUAAUUUCCCUAAGUAAGUCUACACCACCAGGUUUUUGAUUUGGGUGCCCUUAAUUCUGCCACUUGUUCCAAUAGCCUAAACAUUGAUGUUUGCAGAGCUAUGCUACAUAAGAUGUAUCAGUAUGGGAUAAUUGCCACCUAAUAAAAAAGAGAAUAUUUUGUUUUAUUGUUUAGUAUAAACAUAAUUAUCUUUGGAAAGAAAUUGGCUUGCAUUUGAAGAGAGAAAUAAAAAACGACUGUCAUUUUAAUACCGUACGAAGCUACCUAUUCUCACUGCCAAGGUGUUAACAUAACAUUUUUACAUUUUUACCUUUAGGAGGAACACAUUUUCUCACAAUCCAGGCCCCCUGUUUUCACGGAGAGCUGAAUUUGUGACUGUAUUUUUGUGAAACGUUUCAGUUUGCAAGUCACCACAGAAACCCAUUUUCUGCUGAAAGCAUUUUUUCAGUAACUAUGUGAAUAUCAAUUAUGAAUGAAAUCAAUGAUCAUCCAAACUUGCUGCUACAACUUAGAAUACAGUUUGAUAAUUGUGCAUUACAUUACAUUACAUGUCACUUGCACGCUUUUAUCCAAAGCGACUUACAUGCUCAGUACUGUGGGCAAUCCCCACAGGAGCAAUUUGGGGUGAAGUGUCUUGCCCAGGGACACAACAACAUGCUGACUGCAGUGGGGUUUGAAUCUGUGCUCCCCUGAUCCGAACACCAACGCACAAGCCACUGCGCCACACAUAUUAUUAUUUUUUGCAGGUUUGAAAUAUCUAAAAUAGAGGGUAGUAGUACCAUCUUUUUGCACCUGAUCCAAAGUGUAUCCUGCAUUGAGUUUCUGACAAAGUUAACAUAAGCUCUCAUUAAUUAAUCCAUUCAAUGCUCAAAUUGAAUGGUGACUUUAAACCAUAAAUACAAUUUUCCUAAAGAUCAACAUUAAGUGUGUGAUAGUUCUUGCGUUGUAAGAGUCGGGCACAGCUUCUCUGGGUUCCCACACGUUUUCAGGGACAUGUUGAUAAAAAUGCCUAUCAUUAAUAUAAAAAUACAUUUCAAAAAAAAUGUAGGGGUGGGGGUUUAUGUCUUUGGGAUGGGAUUGAAUGCCUUUUUGAAAUAAAUCCUGAUUUCUUAAG
Molecule: messenger RNA, 3575 nt
Organism: Trematomus bernacchii (emerald rockcod)
Lineage: Eukaryota; Metazoa; Chordata; Actinopteri; Perciformes; Nototheniidae
Gene: heatr3
Product: HEAT repeat containing 3
Exons: 15
Coding region: 138-2162 (674 amino acids)
Biological process (GO): ribosomal large subunit biogenesis; protein import into nucleus
Source: RefSeq, a predicted model, not a curated record